UUUUUUUUAAUAUUUUGUAAAAUUCUUUAAAAUGGUUCGAAAGUUAAAAUAUCAUGAACAAAAAUUGUUAAAGAAAGUUGAUUUCAUUUCCUGGUCAGCGGAUAAUAAUUUACACGAGGUCAAAGUUUUAAAACGAUAUCAUGUUCAGAAGAGAGAAGAUUACACUACGUACAAUAAACUAUCAAGGGAAAUUCGAGAGCUCGGAAUUAAAAUAAAAGAAUUAGACAAUGACAGUCCAUUUAGGGUUGAACAAAGUGCCGCAUUAUUGGAAAAAUUAUACAUGUUGGGGUUGAUUCCGACAAAGUGGGAUUUGUCACUAUGUCAAAAAGUAACAGCCAGUUCAUUCUGCAGAAGAAGGUUGCCUGUUAUCAUGGUACGAUGCAAAAUGAGUGAAAACAUUAAAAUGGCAACACAGUUAAUAGAGCAGGGUCAUGUUCGAGUAGGACCUGAAGUAAUCAAAGAUCCAGCAUUUCUAGUGACAAGGAACUUGGAAGAUUUUGUUACUUGGACUGAUACCUCAGCUANUAAGGUAUCAUGA
Molecule: messenger RNA, 538 nt
Organism: Copidosoma floridanum
Lineage: Eukaryota; Metazoa; Arthropoda; Insecta; Hymenoptera; Encyrtidae
Product: U3 small nucleolar ribonucleoprotein IMP3-like
Biological process (GO): ribosomal small subunit biogenesis; rRNA processing
Cellular component (GO): Mpp10 complex; small-subunit processome
Molecular function (GO): snoRNA binding; rRNA binding
Source: RefSeq, a predicted model, not a curated record